Molecule: messenger RNA, 6532 nt
Organism: Rhipicephalus sanguineus (brown dog tick)
Lineage: Eukaryota; Metazoa; Arthropoda; Arachnida; Ixodida; Ixodidae
Exons: 4
Coding region: 114-2345 (743 amino acids)
Source: RefSeq, a predicted model, not a curated record
GAAAACGGGGAGCCGGUCGCUUAUAAACGCACUGACGGAGCAAAUGGAUCACUAGGGCGUUGUUGGUAUUGGCUGUGUGUGCGCGCCGCAGCCCUGACGUCCCAUUGUCGAGCAUGACCGCAGCAUGGCCGUGGCUCCUCUGCGCGCUCCUCGGAGCCGUGCACGCGAGCCCGUCGUCUGGUCGCGAUCCGGACCUGGGAUGCCCGGCACCCCGUUCGCCCGAGAACGGCCUGAGCUUCAUCUUUAACAGGGGCCGCCUGGUGCGCUACCGCUGUCACCCGGGAUUCACGCUACGUGGACACGGUCAGGCGGUCUGCCACCACAACACCUGGAAUAGGCCCGCCCCACUGUGCCUCGCCAAAAAUGCUACACGACGUGGCGGCGCAAGGUUGCCUCACCCUGGUGAGGAUAAACGCGGUGAGCGGCAGCCAUUCGAGUGGGACUCGUCGAAGGAAAGGUUGCCGCUUACCAACUGGAAGAAAGCGCAGCUCGGCGGCGAUCAACGGAUGAGGCAUCACGGCGUUCGCGGCUCCAGGGAAAGAGACGAAUCGGCAGCCGAACAAGUGCUCUCGCGUCACAGCGUCCAUUCAGCCGACAGCUGGCAGCACUUAAAGAAGGAGGAGGGCCACCACUCCCUGUCGAGCGCGGAGCAAGCCGACCGAGAAGAUGGGACGCUCACUGAAUCGGCUGAGCUGUCUGCUCCCAGAGAAGCAUUACGGAAGCAGUCAGACAUAUCUCGUUUCUGGAGGAGCCACUAUGGAGAGCACAGUGCGGAAGGUCUCAGCUCUGGUAACAAUGAAACGACGGGUCACAAGGCGGUCAGCCGCGCUUUCAAGAGAAGCUACCUUCACUCAGACGACGACUAUGACCUCGACGACGACGACGACAGUACGCAGUCUACACACAGGGGUGACAUGAGUCCCUACGACGACGACGAGGAAGAGCACGGUAGAAACAGUCCGCGUACCGUGACGUUCGAAAGGGGACCCAAGGGCGACCGGGAGCCGUACGACCCGAGUGCUUCGCGGUCUUCCCCCGUAGAUUAUUUUGGUCGUCCAGUGCAAGUUCUCAGCGGAGAAAAAGCGCACCAGCAGGACGCGCUGUUACGGCGCCAAUACGAGAUGGCCCAGCAGCACAGACGCGCCAAGGUAGAAGAGUUCAGGGCUCGUGAGGAGGUGCGAUUUGAACCACCUCCGCCUGACAACACGGCCGUGACGUCACGACCACUAGACUACUUCGGAAGGCCAGUGCAGGUGCACACGGGCGAGAAGGCAGCCCAGGCUGAGGCUCUUCUCAAACGCCAAUACGAGAUGGUACAGCAAAGGAUGCAGGACAACCAGCUGCAAGAGGUCCGCAAGCGUCCCGACGCCGAUUACUUCCCCAGACAGGGAGUGAGUGAGGACGCGCGGGAAUACCGGGGAGACAGGGAACCUCUGUCGGGAGUCACGUCGAGGCCUGUUGAUUACUUCGGCAGGCCAGUGCAGGUUCUCACGGGUGACAAGGCUGCCCAGGCCGAGGCAAUGCUGCGAAGGCAGUACGAGGAGUACCAGGCACGUCUGAGCAGUAGACCGAGUGAGCCGGACUACGCCGUGGGAAGACCGGUCGAGUUCAAUCGCAGACCCGUGCAGCCCGCGAGCUCGCCUCCGUUCGACCACUUCGGCCGGCCCGUGCAGGUUCUCACGGGGGAGAAGGCGGGCCAGCAGACAGAGCUUCUGCGACAGCAGUACGACAUGGCCCAGCGCGGUGCUGCUUUCCAGGAGGCGAGAGGCAGGCCGACUGAGGAGCACCGACACAGGCACCAACACGGCGAGCAAGGCACGAGCGGAGCCCUGAGGCUGAGCAGAGAGGACCUGGAGCUCAUGAGUCGGCUGUCGCCGCAGCUGCGCGCCAGCUUCGUGCGGGACCUGCGCCAGGCACGCAUCAAGGAAGAGACAGACCCGGAGAGGGCCAACCGCUUCCUCAGCCGCUAUCGCAGCCAGUCAGUGUCAGCAGACGAGAUGCUCGCCGAUGAGCCCACGGAGAGCACCACCGAAGACACCUCGUCAGAAACAUCGACCGAGUCGUCUACCAAGGCCACGUAUGACCAGAGCUGCCUGCAGGACCGCAAGCGUGGCCGCUCCUUCCUCAGCGCGCCCAAGGUGAAGCACGCGUACGUGUACAAGUACGAGCGCAAGGUGCUCGGCAAACCAGCGCAAAGCCACUACGUCCUGGCUCGCUACAAGUGCCUGCUGGGCUACACGCUCAAGUACGCCCAGGCGAGCGCCCUCUACUGCCGACAGCGGCAGUGGAUCGGCGAGCACCCAACGUGUGUCAGGAGCUCGACUCUUUCCGCCGAGCUUCAGUGACUCGUCGCACGACGCUCGUGCUGUGCCGCGUAGAAAAGUUGCUCGAGUACUUAUAUGGCUAGACCGAAAAAUUCAUCGUCGCAGGGAAUGCUGCCGGCCUGCACAUUCGUUUUACCGCGCGAUUCGAGAGCGCCACAGUGCGUCGGCGGCAAUGCUUUGAUGCCAAAUGGAAGCGUUCGUCUUUUUUAAUACCUCACUAAAGAGGUUCCAUGACACUCUUGUACAAAUACUGUUCGUGCACAAACAUGUGUCAUUGUGUGCAAAAAGAAACUCGCGGUGUAAAACUCGACUACAAAAAACACGCCACGCUUCAUGUACUUAUGCCAAGUGCCUUCGAGAUUCGCAGCUCCCUAGCUAAACGCGAUGCGUAGUACUUCCAAGGUGGCGUUGAAGCGCCUUCACUGCCCUCCGUGACCUCGCAUGCGUCAGAUUAUUUGUAGAAUGUUCGUUGCGUGCCAUUGUUCUUUCAGUGCAAAAGUGUAGUUUAUGUAAGGUGUUCUUGUCUGCAGUGUACAUACACAAAGGAAUUGCUGGGUCACAUAUCCUGAUAUUUUAUGUUUUAAAUGUGUGCUGACAACUCGCUGUGCUAUUUUCUUUCAUCAAAGCAGAAAAGUGCCUGUCAUUGCUUUGUGUCAACAUGGUAGCGAUGCAAAAAUAUUUAUUUACACUUGUAGAAUGUAUAUGUCCUGUGAGAAAAUAAACAGCUUGUGAAGCAAGUCAUCCGUCUGGUGCUUUGAUAAGGCUCACACGUCGGGCGGUUUGUAGGUCGUAGAAAUAAUUGCGGUCGGGACCUUUUGUGCAACUUCAUAAUGUGGGGCCCUUCAUUCAGCGGUGCUAUCUGUCUGGCCGUUUCCACGCAGCCUGAAAAGUAAAGUGUACUAGACUACUGAAAAGCAACGCGUGCUUAAGGGUCAGAAGAUGAAAUCAAAAAUAAAGACAAUGAAAGAUAAAAAAUCAGCUCCACUAACGUUGAAGCUUGGGAAGUGCGAAGCACCGGUGAUUCCCAUAGGGACACGUCAAUAGCAAUGAGGACAGCGUCCCCUCAUUGCUAGACAGCGUCACAGACAGCGUCGAGCGCCCAUCGCAGAAACAGGGCUUUCCCUGUGCGAACGCGCCGUCUUAUUUGCUACUUGCUUUACCGUGACGGGCUACGACGACAGGAUACGCCGACAGCACGAGCGCGUAAGGUGCUUCGCACCUAAAUAUGAUAACAGCGAAGGUAGACGUCUUCACGUACAUAGCCGCGGAGGACACCACACCGCAAGCCCUGGGAUUGAAUUACACAAGUUGCCACUGGUAAAAAGAUUAAGAACACGAAGAAUGCACACCAAAUUGACGCCCAUCUCGUCGAAGCCUGUCUAAACGUUGAAAGCGCCGGAGACUAAACCGCAAAAUUCACCUACGUAUCGCUGCAGUUACGGAGGAGGCUGCACAAUAUGCCACCAGCUAGCUAAAGCAAAUUGGGAAGACUUUUGUGGCAGCCUGAAAGGAACACAUGGCACAAAACGGACUUGGAAAAUCCUGAGGGCCAUUCUAGGUCCAACGUCGACCAAAAACCACAUGCACACCACUACCCAAAGGCUCAUUUACUUAGAAGAACAAAAAGGCACGGGCAUUAUGGCACACAUAAAAAAAUCUUUACAUUCCUCAGCCCCUACCGGUAGAUCCGAACGCACUCCCUUUAACACCCUCCGAUCAGGACGAGAACUUGGGUGUGGAUGUCACACUUGUGGAGGUAAAACAGGCCCUUGCUUGUAUUACACGGGACACUGCACCAAGACCGGACCGUAUAACAUACAAGGUCCUCCGAAAUGUGGAUGACAUAUAUCUACAGGAGCUGACGAAUCUCUUUAACGAACACUGGAGCAAGGGCACUCUACCUUGCGAUUGGAAGCAUGCCCAGGUUAAUAUGAUUCCCAAAUCGGGCAAAUCAUUACUUCUCCAAAUUUUACGACCCAUCUUCCUCACGAGUUCUGUAGGCAAACUUGUUGAGCACGUCGUUCUCCGGCGACUACAACCACAUUUAGAAGCUAAGAAUAUCUUCCCCAACACUCAGUUUGGCUAGCACCCCAACCUAUCGGCGCAGGAUGUCCUCCUGCAUGUUAAAGAUACCCUAUUUCAUCCCAAACUACGGACGGCCCGAACCAGAGCCAUUCUCGCAUUAGACAUACAAAAGGCUUUUGACAACGUAGGGUACGAAUACGUCCUCAGGACACUGGCCACUAGUGGCUGCAGCCGUAGGACCUGGCAUUAUGUCAAAGCCGUUUUGAAAAUCGCAUCGCCGAGGUUCUAUCAGGGUCACUCACAUCUACCGCUUUUACCCUCCCAAGCAGGGGCACACCCCAGGGAGUUGUCCUAUCGCCACUCUUAUUCAAUCUAGCCAUGGCCCCAUUGGCCGAAGAACUCGCAGAUAUACCUGAAUUACAGCACGCAUUUCAUGCUCAUAUGACUCUGUGGGUGUGACAAGGCUUUAUAUGUCAACGUCAUCGAGCUGCAUAUUAGCACAAUGGGACUCUACUGUUCACCAGAAAAGUCCGAGUUACUCACAAUUAAACAAUGUAGCUUAGUAUAACUGAGAGCUGAGCUGGCUCGUAAAUAUUCAUUCUGAAAGACAGGGCGUGCAAACACGGGCACACGGAAGAAGUCAGGACACCACAAACGCCGACUAACAACUGCAAAGGCGCACAACGGCGAAAAAGAAAGACGGCACGAAAGCUUAUCUGCGCAUGCUUAGGCUGUAGGCAAACUUAUCAAUCCGGCACGUGUGGUGGUCUACGUGGAAGAUAACUGUUAAGGCAUUUGAUUUCAUCCUUAUGCAAGUUAAACGACGUUUGGCUCAAGCAUGCGCUGCCACUAUUAUCGGUAUGCCAUGCCUCAAUCAUUAGACGCGUUUCUUCGUUCCUGUGCCUGUACAAAACAUCGAAUUUUGGCGUGCACUUACACUCUCGACAACAUAAAGAGAGAUUAGAAGGUAAGCCUCUGGUGAGCGAUCUCUUAUGUUCUAAUAAUAUAUCGUUAACACAAGGGCCCGUCUGGCCUAUGGAGAAGCGGCCGCACCUUAUACACCACACCUGUAAAGUAAUCAGUGAAUUUGUUGGUGUGUUUUACGAACCACAUGUCACUCCGCUUCUUGUCCACUACUCGCUCAUUCUUUCUCUGCACAGCGGCACAAAUCUUACGCAGCUUACUGGCAGCCGUAAAAACAACAUUAACGCCGUAUCUAUUUCUCACUUUCUUUAGCCUGUGAGAUGCGCAAUGAAUCUAAGGGAAAGCAACGACACGUUUUUUCCUACUGCUUUCUGCAACCAUGCUCGGACUUAACAAAACGGACUUCUUUAAACGUCCAGCGACAGUGGCCACUGCAACGCGAGGACAACCUACGUCUAAAAGACGCAUAGCCUGUGCGUUAAAGCUGGCACUCAUUUUGUGCUCACACGACUCGGUGAGGGAGCAUGUCUAUACCAAUUGGUAUCACCUUAAAAUGCUUCGACGAAAAGUUUAACAGCGAUUUUGAAGAUCUAGGAGGAUGCUGCCAGCAUACAUGGUUCUUCUGGAACGCUAAGGAAAUGUCUAGAAAUUAUAUUCCAUUAUUCUGAGGCAAUUCAUUAGUAAAGCUCAGCCCUCCUCCAUUUAAUCCAAAUUUUUCGCUCACUGAGGUAACCACGGAUCGUCACGGAUGCAAAGUCCUCACCGCUACAAAAAAUCAAGUAAUCGUCCACUUAACGAAAAACCUUAAUACAGUAAAAGCUCGUCAUCAAAAUUUUUUGACAGUUUGUUAGGAGCGGAAAAGAUUACAGCUUCACCAGCGCGCGAAAGGUAUAUUGGACAGUCUGGUGGGUGUCUGAACGACAGGCUCAGGGAGCACAAGAACCUUGUUGGAAAUACUCUCGUUUCAGGCCACUUAUCGUUGCACUGUUGUCAACCGCUUUUCAGGCAGUGUUCGGGGAUUAGGCAAGAGAAGGGCACCCGAGAACUAAUAAUAGAAGCUUAUGAAACUGAUUGUCCAAAAGAAAACUGCGUGAGCGCUCCUUCCGUGACGCUAUCAGAAAAUAUGAGCCAUAGGCAGAGUGCAAUAUGAUGAGUGUUUUAUUCUAACUUUGUUUCUUGGUGCUUGGCUUAAGGGGCCUGUCGUUGGCUUGUGAAGCCCAUGUUUGCUCCAUCAGAAAUAAAGUGUCAGUUGUAGUUCA